AUGUCCGACUCUUCCCUCUACCCGAUCCACCUCCUCAUGGAUGAGCUCAAGUCCGAGGAUGUCGUCCUUCGUCUCUCCUCUAUCAGGCGGUUAUCCACUAUCGCACUCGCCCUCGGACCUCAGCGGACGCGGGACGAGUUGAUCCCUUUCCUCCAGGACCAGCUGGAUGACGAGGAUGAAGUGCUCUUGGUUCUCGCCGAGGAGUUGGGCGGGUUUGCAGAGUAUGUCGGCGGCAAGGAGCACGCGUGGUGCAUCCUGGGCCCACUGGAGAACCUGGCGGCUGUGGAAGAGACUCUGGUCAGGGACAAGGCCGCGGAGAGCAUCUCCAAAAUCACCGUCCUCCUCUCUGCUCCGGUCCUCGACCAGCACUUCCUCCCCCUCCUCCGCCGUCUCUGCCAGGGUGACUGGUUCACUUCCCGUACAUCCGCCUGUGCUUUGUUCGCCGCACCCUACCCCACCGCCGCGCCCGAGACGCAGACCGAGAUGCGCCGCAUGUUUGCGACGUUGGUUUCGGACGAUACGCCCAUGGUUCGACGCGCUGCUGCCAAGGCCCUCGGACCCUUUGCGAAAGCCGCUGCCAAGGUCAAUGGCCAACACAACAUUCUCAUCUCUGAGAUCAUCCCCCUCUACCGCAAACUCGCGGCCGACGACCAAGACUCGGUCCGCCUCCUCACCAUUCCCGACCUCAUCGCGCUCGCACAGAAUCUCUCCGCUGCCGAGACAAAAGACCACCUCCUCGAGCCGCUCCGGGUCAGCGUUUCCGAUAAGAGCUGGCGCGUACGGUACAUGGUUGCCAACGAAUUUGUGGCGCUGGCCGAGGCGGUUGGAGAUGGAAUUGUGAGGGAGGAGUUGGUUGGCGCGUUUGCCGGCCUGUUGAAGGAUAAUGAGGCCGAGGUCAGGACCGCUGGUGCUGGACAGAUCCCAGGCUUUGCCAAGCUGGUCGACCGGGAAGUCAUCCUCGCUCGCUUCCUCCCCUGCAUCACCGAUCUGUCUACCGACUCGAGCCAGCACGUCCGCGCUGCGCUCGCUACCCAGAUUUCCGGGCUCGCCCCGCUUCUCGGUACCGAUGCGACCGUCCAGCACCUCCUCCCCAUGUUUCUCGCCCUGCUCAAGGAUGACUUCUCCGAGGUCCGCUUGAACCUCAUCAGCAAGCUCGAGCAGGUCAACAAUGUUAUCGGCAUUGAUCGCUUGUCGCAAGCGCUUCUUCCCGCCAUCAUGGAGCUCGCCGAGGACAAGCAAUGGCGGGUCCGUCAAGCCAUCAUCGAGUACAUUCCCCUCCUCGCCACUCAGCUCGGCGUGCAAUUCUUUGACGACAAGCUCGGCACGCUCUGCAUGUCGUGGUUGGGCGAUACCGUCUUUAGCAUCCGCGAGGCGGCCACCAUCAACCUCAAGCGCCUGACGGAUGUCUUUGGCGUGGACUGGGCAAGGACGACCAUCAUCCCCAAGGUCCUGGCCAUGGGCGAGCACCCAAACUAUCUCUUCCGAAUGACCACCAUCUUUGCCAUUACCACCAUGGCGACCAGCCUCAAUGUCCAAAUCAUCCGGGAUACCGUUCUCGAUGCGGCGCUCCAGCUCGCCUCGGACCCUAUCCCAAAUAUCCGCUUCAACGUCGCCAAGUGUCUCGAGACGCUUGCGGGGGUGCUUGCGGGUAGUCCGGAGGGGCAGGAGAUUGUCGGCAGGAAGGUCGUACCGGCGCUCAAGAAGCUCCAGGAGGAUACGGAUGCGGAUGUCCGAUACUUUGCAACAAAGGCGUUUGAGCGGACGACGGGGGAUGACUUUCAGAGGGGUGAACCAAUGGUAUUGUCGUGA
Messenger RNA from Dioszegia hungarica, 1809 nucleotides. RefSeq names its product armadillo-type protein. Gene Ontology annotation, molecular function: protein phosphatase regulator activity; protein binding. The coding region runs from base 1 to 1809 and encodes 602 amino acids. NCBI's taxonomy places the organism in Eukaryota, Fungi, Basidiomycota, Tremellomycetes, Tremellales, Bulleribasidiaceae. Gene Ontology annotation, biological process: protein dephosphorylation. The record is from RefSeq and is a predicted model, not a curated record. Gene Ontology annotation, cellular component: cytoplasm; protein phosphatase type 2A complex. The transcript has 8 exons.